Anopheles cruzii is the source of this 988-nucleotide messenger RNA. RefSeq lists its product as uncharacterized. Gene Ontology annotation, molecular function: oxidoreductase activity. The transcript is spliced from 6 exons. The record is from RefSeq and is a predicted model, not a curated record. NCBI's taxonomy places the organism in Eukaryota, Metazoa, Arthropoda, Insecta, Diptera, Culicidae. The coding region runs from base 1 to 879 and encodes 292 amino acids.
AUGAAUCGUGUGAUCAAACUUAACACGGGUUUUGACAUUCCCCUUCUCGGCUUUGGAACCUAUCAGAUCCAUGGUCAGGAGCUCAUUUACGAAACUUUGGAUUACGCUCUGAAGGCCGGCUAUAGGCACAUCGAUACUGCUAUCGUGUACCGCAACGAAGAGUUUAUCGGAAGCGCACUAAAAACUUUGCUGCCAAAGUACAAUCUGAAGCGGGAAGACAUUUUUAUUACUUCGAAGUUGAUUUCGCCGAAGGAUAAAGACCAGGAAUUCAUUGAGAAGAUGGUGCGUCAAUCUUUGGCUAAACUGCAAACCGAUUUCCUUGACCUGUACCUGAUCCACUGGCCUGGUGUUAGUGGCCUCCCGGUUGAUCAUCCGGAUAAUGAGAAGCAGCGGAAGGUGACCUGGGAUGCCCUGUGUCAGUUGAAGAAAGAAGGGCGCCUUCGGUCGAUCGGUGUGUCGAAUUACACGAUCAAACAUUUGACCGAAAUGCUGACUGAUCGCAUUGUUGUUACACCAGCGGUUAAUCAGGUUGAAUGGCAUCCGUACUACUAUCAACCGGAACUGUUGGAAUUUUGUCGCCAGAAAGGUAUCUUCUUGCAAGCUUACUCUUCGCUCGGGUCAUCCACUACGAGCGAGUUGCGUUCGAACGCGACUGUAGCGGCUGUGGCCGCUCGCCUAAAGAAAACGCCGGCUCAGGUGCUGCUCCGCUGGGCGGCACAGCAAAACAUUGGCAUUCUACCGAAGGCUCGAUCCCGUUCACACGUCGAGGAAAAUGCGGCACUGGAUUUCGAAAUUCCUGACGAGGAUAUGACGCUGUUGAGUAAUCUGCGCAACUCCGUCGGUCACAAGUUUGCCUGGGAUCCGGAACCGGUAGUUUAAAAGCGAAAAAUUCCUUUGAAUACCGCUGUGCCUUUCGCGGUUUUGCUUAAAGCUUUUUGGUCUGUGAAAUAAACGUUUUUGUUCUUUUUAUUUUGUGAGGCUUUCUGAA